CAGCGGCUGACAAAUAGCUCAUACCUCCGCGGCUCACACACACGCCAACACACGCACACACGCACACAAACACAGUGGGUAUGAACUCGGACGGGCUCGGGAGUUUCUGGUCACAGGUUCGCUCUCGGCUCCAGAUUUUCUCUCCAAAAAGAAGCAAACCUGGGCAGGAGUAAAGCGUAAAACCCGCAGAGGACGCACAGAGGCGCAGAGAGGUCGGCUACCUGUGCGUGAUAGUUUGUGUGAUCCAGAAGCUGAGGAUAACUUUGAUCUGUUGAUCUCCGGACUAUAGCGGCACAGCAGAGGGAAUAUGACAGCUGUCUUGGGCCACUGAAGGAGUGAUAAUCGGGGUACGCGCUUGGUGUCUGUUCAGGUGACCGCACGGCCAGAUUAUGCAGCAUCCUUUGGACAUGGGGGCGCAUUACUAUCCUCCGGAAGUUCAUCCCGACCACAGAACUCAUCGCUACAGGAGUUUCAUGAUAGAGGAGAUCCUGACUGAUCACCCGGAGCACAAAGCGUCGGCUCCGGCCGGGGAGUUCCUUAAAUUCGGGGUACAUGCGCUCCUGUCCGCUCGGCCUUUCCCGAACCAACUGGUGCUCAAAGCCGACCAGACGAGCCUCCUCAAGUUCCCCAUCUCCCCUCUGUCCUGCUCGCUGGGCUCCCCGCUCGGCUCCCCGCUCCUGUCCGCGGGUCCGGGCAUGCAGGUCGGCGCGGCGUCGCACCACCUGCCGCUGGACCUGCACCUCCGCGGAAAGCUGGAGCACGGGGCCGACGGAGGCAGCAAGACCAAGAAGGGCCGCCGCAGCCGCACCGUGUUCACGGAGCUGCAGCUGAUGGGCCUGGAGAAACGCUUCGAGAAGCAGAAGUAUCUGUCCACGCCUGACAGAAUAGAUCUCGCCGAGUCUUUGGGCCUCAGUCAGCUGCAAGUGAAAACAUGGUACCAGAACAGAAGGAUGAAAUGGAAGAAAAUUGUGCUGCAAGGAGGAGGCCUCGAGUCGCCGACGAAACCGAAAGGCCGCCCAAAGAAGAACUCCAUUCCCAGCAGCGAGCAGCUCUCCGAACAAGAGCGAUCCGCCACUGACGCCAACCCCCAGUCCGACGGGUCCAGCUCCCACUUAGACAGCCCUCAGGAGGACUGACCCGGCGCGGCGCGCACACGCACCCUGACUGCACGCAGCAGCCCCGCGGCGCUCAGCGCGGAUCUUUCUGAUGGGGCACAGGGAGGACGUGCUGAUGCUUCUGAAGCUGGACCGUGUUGUACGGACUCCAAAGACUCGCGGGGGCCCGCAGAAACCCGAACUGUGCAAGCCAACAUCCUCCAGCAGCUGCUGCCGUAGCCCCACCAUGCACUCCCUCAUGGUGAAGUGGCCGCUGUUGGGGAGGGAACUCAAACCUUUGCAGUAGGUCUACCAUUUAUAUUCUAUGGAUCCACUCACUCGACUGU
Chelmon rostratus (copperband butterflyfish) is the source of this 1441-nucleotide messenger RNA. RefSeq names its product BARX homeobox 1 (gene barx1). Bases 390 to 1136 code for a protein of 248 amino acids. The record is from RefSeq and is a predicted model, not a curated record. NCBI's taxonomy places the organism in Eukaryota, Metazoa, Chordata, Actinopteri, Chaetodontiformes, Chaetodontidae. Gene Ontology annotation, biological process: regulation of DNA-templated transcription. Gene Ontology annotation, molecular function: DNA binding; DNA-binding transcription factor activity, RNA polymerase II-specific. The transcript is spliced from 4 exons.